AUGGAUGGACACGUUACGUUGAAAGUGUUUGUGUAUGCUGUGUGCGUCGUUGGUGUGGUUAGCUAUCACGUCAUGUUUGAAAGUUUCGUGCAAGAAGCUGGAUUUGAGAUAGCAUUGUUCAAUAUACGGGUGCGAAAGUUUAACCGUACAUUAUCCGUAGUGAAUGGAUCGGUUGUUGUACAUGAUUGGGUUAACAACAGCUUGGUGUUUUCAUUGGAUUUAUUUCACAGUCGGCUCGGAAAUCAGCAGUUUAAUCACUAUCCAAUGAAACUCCCAUCGUCCGGUUGUUGCAACUUUAUUGAUCACGUUCACGACUACUAUGGGGAGUAUUUUGAAUCGGUUGAAAAUUUUCCCGCAGAAGGCGAAUGUCCAUUUUCCCCGCGAACAAUCAACGUGUAUAAUAUCGCUUUCCCUAAGGAUGUAGUGCCAUUGGUAAUGCCCAGGGGACUCUGGAAAGCGCAAAUAGUCGGAAGAAGCGAUGGGCAGAUCGCGGUGUCUUACUAUAUUCUUGUUAAAUUUGCUGAUCAUAUGUAG
This is a messenger RNA of Anopheles maculipalpis, 534 nucleotides long. RefSeq lists its product as uncharacterized. Bases 1 to 534 code for a protein of 177 amino acids. The record is from RefSeq and is a predicted model, not a curated record. The transcript is spliced from 2 exons. NCBI's taxonomy places the organism in Eukaryota, Metazoa, Arthropoda, Insecta, Diptera, Culicidae.